UUUAAAAACAUAUUCUGACACAUGAAUCCAAAUCUAACAUAUUUGACUCAGUUCAAGGUUUGCUUGUUCUUCCUUUUUUGUUAAUAAUUUCAUACUUCAGACUUUUUCUCUUAGCCACCUUAAAUUAUUCACAAUUUUUGAUCCUUUCCUCACAAACCCUUCUAUAUCAAGUUUCAAACUUCGGUUUCUUCAUAUCCAGAAAACCAAAAAACCUUCUUCACACUCUGCAUAUUUUUGUUCAAUUUUUAAUCUAAAGCUUUGAUUUUUAGCUAUAAAUUUGCAUAAUUUUUUGAAUUCUGAUCUGGGUUUUUUCCUUUUUCAUACCUUUACUAAAUAACUUUGAAGAUUUGUUCUUGUAUCUUAUAAAAAUCUCAUUUUUUUGGUUUUUGAUUUUGAGCUAUAAUCAUGGGUGGUUGUUUGAGUAAAAAGGAAUCAAAGCCAGAUCAUAGACACGUUGGUGUUUCUGGUAUUCACAAUCAUAAUCAUAAUCAUAAUCACAAUCACAAUCAUAAUCACAAUCACAAGAAUCAUGAACCUUAUGUGAAUCAAUCAAAAACCCCUUCUCAACAACCUUACCAAUCACCAAACAAACAUGCCCCCCGAAGUCCAAAACCAAUUGUUCAAAGACCAAAUACAAACGCAAUUCUUGGUAAACAAUUUGAAGAUGUGAAACAAAUUUACACACUUGGGAAAGAAUUAGGAAGAGGACAAUUUGGUGUGACUUAUCUUUGUACUGAGAAUUCAACUGGAUUGAAAUAUGCUUGCAAAUCAAUUUCCAAGAGGAAACUUGUUAGUAAAUCUGAUAAAGAAGAUAUAAAGAGGGAGAUUCAAAUCAUGCAACAUAUGAGUGGACAACCAAAUAUUGUUGAGUUUAAAGGUGCUUAUGAGGAUAAAAAUUCAGUUCAUGUUGUAAUGGAACUUUGUGCUGGUGGUGAACUUUUUGACAGGAUUAUUGCUAAGGGAAAGUAUAGUGAAAGAGCUGCAGCUUCAAUUUGUAGACAAAUUGUUAAUGUUGUUCAUAUUUGUCAUUUUAUGGGUGUGAUGCAUAGAGAUUUGAAACCAGAAAAUUUCUUGUUGUCUAGUAAGGAUGAUAAGGCAACUAUCAAGGCCACUGAUUUCGGUUUGUCGGUUUUCAUCGAAGAAGGAAAGGUAUAUCGGGAUAUAGUCGGCAGUGCUUAUUAUGUUGCGCCAGAAGUUCUACGCCGUAAAUAUGGGAAGGAAACAGAUAUAUGGAGUGCAGGAGUUAUAUUGUACAUCUUACUUUGUGGUGUGCCUCCAUUUUGGGCAGAGACGGAAAAGGGAAUAUUUGAUGCCAUAUUGCAAGGUCAUAUUGACUUUGAAAGUCGUCCAUGGCCAAGUAUAUCAAACAGUGCUAAGGAUCUUGUUAGUAGGAUGCUUAUGCAAGAUCCAAAGAAACGUAUCACAGCUUCUCAGGUUCUAGAUCAUCCUUGGCUUAAAGAAGGUGGAAAUGCUUCUGACAAACCAAUAGACAGUGCAGUCCUUUCCAGAAUGAAGCAAUUCAGAGCGAUGAAUAAACUAAAAAAACUCGCCCUCAAGGUUAUUGCUGAGAAUCUUUCUUCAGAAGAGAUCCAAGGUUUGAAGGCAAUGUUUACGAACAUGGACACUGACAAAAGUGGUACAAUCACAUAUGAGGAAUUAAGGGCAGGAUUGCAAAGACUCGGCUCAAAGCUUACUGAAGCGGAAGUGCGGCAGCUUAUGGAAGCUGCUGAUGUAGAUGGAAAUGGAACAAUUGACUACAUAGAAUUCAUCACCGCAACAAUGCAUAGACACAGGUUAGAAAGAGAUGAGCAUCUUUACAAGGCCUUCCAAUAUUUUGAUAAAGACAAUAGUGGUUUUAUUACAAGAGAUGAACUGGAAACAGCCAUGAAAGAAUAUGGUAUGGGCGACGAAGAAACAAUCAGGGAAAUUAUAUCGGAAGUUGAUACGGAUAAUGAUGGUAGAAUUAACUAUGAAGAAUUUUGUACAAUGAUGAGGAGUGGAGUCCAACAACAAGGCAAGCUAUUCUAAAUAAAGCACAAAAUUAUGUCACUAGUUUGGGUACCUACAACCAAGACCAGCAAGUGAAAAAUAUUAAACUUCUUUAGUUUGUGAGAAAGGGCUUCCAAAUUUUUUUUUAAAUCAUAUGAUAAGCAUGUAAAGAUUCUAAUAUACAUUUGUGGUAGUGAAAAAUUAAAAUGCUCUGCUUGAGUGGUUGUCUUAUAUGCUAAGAGCACAUGUUAGCAUUUGCCUAA
Medicago truncatula (barrel medic) is the source of this 2252-nucleotide messenger RNA. RefSeq names its product calcium-dependent protein kinase 2. The transcript has 8 exons. The coding region runs from base 406 to 2028 and encodes 540 amino acids. NCBI's taxonomy places the organism in Eukaryota, Viridiplantae, Streptophyta, Magnoliopsida, Fabales, Fabaceae. Gene Ontology annotation, biological process: protein phosphorylation. The record is from RefSeq and is a predicted model, not a curated record. Gene Ontology annotation, molecular function: protein kinase activity; calcium ion binding; ATP binding.